This is a messenger RNA of Loxodonta africana (African savanna elephant), 4124 nucleotides long. It is a transcript of the gene TNFAIP2, whose product is annotated as TNF alpha induced protein 2. The transcript is spliced from 12 exons. The record is from RefSeq and is a predicted model, not a curated record. Gene Ontology annotation, biological process: exocytosis; exocyst localization. Gene Ontology annotation, cellular component: exocyst. Bases 125 to 2206 code for a protein of 693 amino acids. Lineage: Eukaryota; Metazoa; Chordata; Mammalia; Proboscidea; Elephantidae. Gene Ontology annotation, molecular function: SNARE binding.
CUCCGCCCGCGGGUUUUCCGCGGUGACGGGGGGCGGGACGGCGGGCGGGGCCCGUGACUAUUUCAGGCCGCGCCGGGCUCUGCCAGGACAGCUGCGCCGGUCCGACAACACCUGAGCCAGAGUGAUGCUGAAGAUGAUGACCACCUUCCAGGGCCUCCCGGGUGAGCAGCCUGUGCCAGGGCCUCUUGACUUCCCCAGAAGCCACCAGAAGCUGUCCUCCACAUCAGAGGGGGAGUCUGAGGCCUCCAUGUCACAGGCCUCCUCUGAGGACCUGGCGCCACCCCUGGAGAUGGUGGCAGCCCUGGAGAGGGAUGAGGAGGGGACUGUGAAAAAGGAGAAGAAGAAGUCGAAAGGGCUGGCCAAAAUGUUCAACGUCUUCAAAGGGAAGAAAAAGAAGAGUCAGCCUAGCCCAGUGGAGCAGGAGUCUGAGCCCAAGGCCAGCCCAGCGCUGGAUGGUGGGCUGCCCACAGUGGAGGAGCUGAAGGCGGACCUGGAGCAAGGGCGCCUGGAGGCUGCCCGGCCGCUGCUGGCCCUGGAGCGGGAGCUGCUGGAGGCGGCGGCGGCAGGCGGCGCGAGCGACGAGGAGCUGGUGCAGCGCCAGAGCAAGGUGGAGGCGCUUUACGUGCUACUGCGCGGUCAGGUGCUGGGCGUGCUGCGGCGGCCCCUGGAGGCGGCGCCCGAGCGGCUGCGCCAGGCGCUGGCCGUGGUGGCCGAGCAAGAGCGCGAAGACCGCCGGGGGGCGGCGGGGCCCGAGGGCUCGACGCUGGCCACCAUGCGCCCGCGGCGCUGGCUGCAGCUGUGGCGGCGCGGCGUGGCGCAGGUGGCCGAGGAGCGGCUGGGCCAGCCAGUGGCCGCUGGCGCCGAGGGCCGCUCGGAGGCGGAGCGCACCUUCCUGCAAAUGGGCCGCACCAUGAAGGAAGACUUGGAGGCCGUGGUGGAGCGGCUCAAGCCGCUCUUCCCCGCCGAGUUCGACGUGGUGACGGCCUACGCCGAGAGCUACCACGAGUGCUUCGCGGCCCAGGUGGCGGCCAUGGCGCAGUUCGAACUGUGCGAGCGCGACACCUACAUGCUGCUGGUCUGGGUGCAGAACCUCUACCCCAAUGACAUCAUCAACAGCCCCAAGCUGGCAGCUGAGCUGCAAGAGGUCAGGCUGGGGAGCCUCCUGCCCCCUGAGCAGAUCCAGCUGCUGGAGGCCACGUUCCUGUCCAACGAGGUGGCCAAUGUGAAGGAGCUGAUAGCCCGGGCCCUGGAGCUGGAGUCACAGCACUGGGCCAAAGAUGUGCCCCCACACAGGUUGGACGGCCACUGUCACAGCGAGCUUGCCAUCGACGUCAUCCAGAUCAUCUCCCAGGGUCAGGUGAAGGCUGAGAGCAUCACUGCGGACCUGGGCAUGCAAAUAAAGCAGGUGCUGCUGCUGGAGCUGGUUGGAUUCUUUAGGAGCUACCAGCGCGCCUUUGAUGAAUUUCUGGAAAGGUACAAACAGCUGAAAAAUUACAGGGCCAAUGUCAUCGCCAACAUCAACAACUGCCUGUCCUUCCGGAUGUCCGCGGAGCAGAGGUGGCAGACACUACAGGAUACCCACAGCCACCUACUGGCCCCACUGAAUGAGAUCAAGAGUCACGGUUUUGACUCCCUGCUCCAGAACCUGUUCUUGGACCUGAAGCCACUGUUCAAGAGGUUCACGCAGACCCGCUGGACGGCCCCGGUGGAGACCCUGGAGGAAAUCCUCACCACCGUGAGUGAGAGGCUUCCUGAGUUCUCAGAACUACAGGACUGCUUCCGGGAGGAGAUCAUGGAGGCCGUGCACCUGCACCUGGUGAAGGAGUACAUCAUCCGCCUCAGCAAGCGACGCCUGGUCCUCAAGACAGCCGAGCAGCAGCAGCACCUGGCGGGGCACAUCCUCAGCAAUGCGGACCUUAUCCAGCGCUUCUGCACUCAGAACGGCUCCCCCGCGGCCUGGCUGAGUGCUGCCCUUCCCAGGCUGGCUGAGAUCAUUCGCCUGCAAGACCUCAAUGCCAUCAAGAUCGAGGUGGCCACUUAUGCCACCUGGUACCCCGACUUCAGCAAAGGCCACCUGAAUGCCAUCCUGGCUAUCAAGGGGAACCUGUCGAGCGGUGAAGCCCGAAGCAUCCGGGGCAUCCUGGACAUCAGCACUGGGCCGCAUGAGUCUGCCCACCCCCUGUUUUCGCUCAUAAAGGUUGGUUAGCUUUUCCUGCAGCCCGACCUGCCUUGAACAUCUGUGGGCUCCGUGCACCACACCCAACUUGGGGCCACCUUUUGAGACCAGCCCUGGCUCGACGGCUCCUCACAGGCCUCUGCCUUCUGCUGCUGCUCCUGCUCAGCCCCGGCCACCAAGACACAGGCCCCUGGGUGGCUGGAAUGGACAGGUCCUCCUGCCUCUCCGUCCUGUGGGGGCAAGAGCACUCAUCGUGGGAAGCUGACAAGGCAACGCUGAAGAAAACAUUUUGUAAACUAUAGUUUAUUGUGCGUGCGUAAAAGGAGGGGGCUGGGAGGGAGAGUGUGGCCAGGGUUUAGAGACUCUGGCCACUUGCCAUCAUGGGGGCCUCCCAUGGUCUGCCUCGUAGUUGUCAUCCUCUUGGGUGGGUCUGAGUGUUCUUCCCAGCUCUCUGGGGCUGGGGCCGAGCCUCAUCAACCUGCCUCCUACGGCCCAGGGCCAAGGUGAGCUGGGCUCAGCAAGUCUGUGGAUUGAAGGCAUGAGUGGAAGAGAAAGGCAGAAGAGAUGAGCUCUCACUGGGGCCUGCAGAGGUCUUCAGAUGUCCCACAGGGUGGCAGGGGUUUGUGAGGUCACAGAGCGAGCCCCCCUCCAGACUGCCCCUGGAGCUCAGGCUGCCCCCUCUGCAGGCCUCCCCCCACCCAAUGCUCUCCUCCACCAUGGGUGGUCCCAGGUGACCUUGGCAUCUACCACACCUGGGCCAGGGACUACACAGGGACAGGCCCCAGAGGUGCUCUAUGGGCCCUGCCACUAAACACUCGCUCCUCCUGUAAUCUUGGCUGAGGCCUGGGCCAGGAGAGGGCAAGCUCGCCUUCUCAUCCCUUGGGCUCUGUAUGAAUUUUUUGUUGCUGCUGCUACGAAUGACCACAGACUUGGUUUAAAACAAAAGCUUAUUGUCUUACAAUUGGGAGGUCAGAAGUCUGAAAUGGGUCUCACUGGGCUAAAAUCAAGAUGUCAGCAGGGCCGCUUCCCGUCUGGAGGCUCUGGAGGGUAGUCCAUUUCCGUGCCUUUUCCAGCUUCUAGAGGCUUCCCGCAUUCCUUGGCUCAUGGCCCCUUUCCAUCUUUAAAGCCAGCAAUGUGGGUGCAGUCCUCACUCUGCUGUUUCUCUGGCCCCUUCUACUUUUAAGGAUCCUUGUGAUUACAUUGCGCCCUUCUGGAUAACCCAGGGUCAUCUUCCUGUUUUAAGGUCACCUGGGUUGUUGUUGUAAGGUGCCAUUGAGUGGAUUCCAACUCAUAGCCAUCCUAUAGAACUGCCCCAUAGGGUUUCCUAGGCUGUUUUUUUUAAUCUAUAUGGGAGCAGAUAGUUGUUCUUUUUUUUUCUGUUGUUGUUUUUUUAGACCAUGGAGCCGUUGGUGGCUGAAUGGAUGACCCUUUGGGUAGCAGCUGAGUGCUUAACCAUUGCACCACCAGGGCUCCUUAGUCACCUGAUUGGCAACCUGAAUUCCCCCCUGCCAUGAAAUCUAAUAUAGCCACAGUUCUGGGGAGUGGGACGUGGACGUCUUUGUAGGCUGUCAUUCUGCCUACCACAACCUUGAUCCCUCCCCUGCCCUGGGGCCCCUCAGGUGGGGCACAGGAUUAGGGACCCCUCCCAGGCCUCUGCUUACCCCCAAGGUCCUGCUUGUCCCUGGGGGACAGUUUAUGCCCUGGAGGGAGCCGUGGGGGCUUUGGAGCCAGAGCUCUUAGCUCUGCCCCCUCUUCCCGGUACUGUCUUUCAAAACCUCGGUCAGGAACUGGCCCAUGUAAGUGGUGCACAGAUGCCUUUGUACAUUUGUAAGGAGUUCUUGUGUUUGAUGUAAUUAAUAUUAUUUUUUGAUAGUGCUGCUUUUAUAUGAGUGUACUCAGGAUGGAACCUGGGUUUCUACAGCUUGAUAUAAAGCUGAUUUCAAAAGUG